Molecule: messenger RNA, 722 nt
Organism: Salvia splendens (bonfire salvia)
Lineage: Eukaryota; Viridiplantae; Streptophyta; Magnoliopsida; Lamiales; Lamiaceae
Product: DNA-binding protein DDB_G0278111-like
Exons: 7
Coding region: 125-469 (114 amino acids)
Cellular component (GO): cytosol; nucleus
Molecular function (GO): DNA binding
Source: RefSeq, a predicted model, not a curated record
UUUUGUUUUUAAAUUUCUAUCUUAAUUUGUGUCGAAUUGGUUAAGGUUACGCAGUUACUCUUUCUCUCUGCAUUCCGAUUCACUUAGUGCUGACCCAGAAUUGGAAGCGAUCAGGCAAAGGAGAAUGCAGGAGCUAAUGGCUCAACGUGGCGGGGGUAGUCAUCAAGGUCCUGAGCAACAGAAAGCUCAGGAGGAAGCUAAAAGUGAGGCGGAGGAACAAAGACAACUGAUGCUGACACGGAUUUUGACAUCUGAAGCACGUGCAAGACUUGCUCGAAUUGCGCUGGUAAAACCCGAGAAGGCCAGGGGAGUUGAGGAUGUUAUACUGAGAGCUGCCCAAACGGGUCAGAUUGUUGAGAAGGUAUCUGAAGAGAGGCUCAUAUCGCUGCUCGAACAAAUCAACAAUCAAACAUCUAAAGAAACCAAAGUGACAAUUCGGAGGCGUACAAGUGUUCUCGAGGAUGAUUAGACUAUAUGGGUUUGAGGUUUGUUUGAUUUUAUACUAAGCUUGAUUUAAAAACACUGGCAUAUUGUAAAAUCCAUCCUACGGUGUGUGGUGGUUGGAAUUGUUUUGAGUGUGAUCGUCCAAAUUUUAGCUGUCUCGAAUUUUAAAUAACUUCCAAUUUUUUACUCGAUACGGAUAGUUAUUGUAUCGUUCAAGCAUUGCUUGCUUGAAACAUAAAUCCCAGUCAUCUUGAUGUGAAGUAAGGUUAUUUUCUUAA